Messenger RNA from Effrenium voratum, 4560 nucleotides. Lineage: Eukaryota; Dinophyceae; Suessiales; Symbiodiniaceae. The record is from the annotation of a GenBank genome assembly.
AUGUGUGAAGCCUUUGCUGGCGCCUGUGCCGCGGCGCCGGAGAUCUCCCGGCGGGCGCUGGCGCUGCUAGGCGAGCCGGUGGCGGAUCCUUUCUGGCGGGUGGCCCGCGAGGGAGUGCUGGAGCGGCUCUCCGACGUGUCCUGUGUGCAGACUUCAGCAGGGCAGCUGCGGAAGCCAGGGGAGGUGCUGCUGCGGGGCAGCGGCCCGCUGCGCCGCGCCAGCGAGCUGCUACCGGGGGAGCUGGUGAACCUUUCUUGUGGGCGCUCUCUGUGCGAUGCUGGCGAUGCUGGCGAGGAGCGGCUGCUGCGGCGCCUGGGGGCGGAGACGUUCAGCGCCAGGCACUUCGCCCAGUGCCUGGCCUACCAGGGCGGGGCAUGGCCACGAGGCUGGGUUGCGGCCACAUGGGCUGAAGAUGUGCCUAGUGGCCGGCGCAUCGCGGCACUGUACAAUUUGCUGGGCUUCAUCAUGCGGCCCGGGGACGAGAGCAGCGAGGCGCAGACCUCCGAGCUGCUGCUGCAGCUGCCCUCGCUGCCGCUCUUUCCGCUGCUGUCAAAGGGGCAGAGCGAGAGGCCCUGCGCAAAGCUGGAAGAGGGCCCGAUCUUCCUGGGCAUUUGCAGCGCCCUCACGGAGACCUGGCAGCUGGCACUGGGCGAAAGUGGCGCCCUGCGGCUUCUGCCUCCAGCUGUGAGCUCCGGCCUGGAUAGCUUGGGAGCGCAGUUGCUGGCGUCGCUGGGUGUGGAGGCGCCCAGCCGGGCGCAGCUCGCGGAGGCGGCGCUGCAGCGGCUGCUGCGGCUCCAGCCCGGGGCGGAGGCUGCGCCACUGGCAUUCUCCUGCUGGGCGGCCCUGGCGGUGCUGAGGGAUCUAUGGGCCGAGCCCGAGACAGAAAAGGAGAUACGAGGCCUUGCGGCGGUGCGGCAGGCCCUAGUGAGCCUCGGCAGCUGCGGCAGCUUGGAGGAGGCCAAAAAGCUCAUGGCUGGACAGGGGCUGGGCGCGUUGCUGCUGGCCCCGGCCGAGAAGCUGCAGCCGCCGCCCACGCUGCGCUGCCCGUCAGUGCUUGGUCACUUGCGGCAACUGCCAUCCGACCUCGUGGAGCGCAUCGAGGCCUUUCUCGGGCUCAGCGCCGCGAGGCCCUCGCCCAACUUGCAGACCUGGCCGCUGGCUGAGGGCCAGGAUGGGCAGCAGCGGAAGUUGGAGGCGCUGCGCUGGGAGGCCUUCUUUGUGGACUGCCUAGGGGCGCAGCCGCGGCGCCCCGCGGACUGGCGGCAGGAGAGGGCCAGCCCGGAUCUGGUCUUCAGCCUGGGCCAGGAGCUGGGCAGCGAUGGGCCGCGCAGCCUGUGGGUGUCGCUGCUGGAUGAGAAGGCUGUGCCGGACGCGGUUUUCCGCUACGCCGUGGGUCGCCUGGAGCAUUCGGCGGACAGGGCCUGGCUGGCGGAGCUGCCGGCCAGGGCCACGCUGAAGCUCCGAGAGCUCUUCCUGAACGGGCUCUACCUAGACCUGCCCCAGCUGGGUGCUGCCGGCCGCGGCGCUGAGCUGCAGAAGCGGCUGGCGGCGCUGGGCGCUAGGGCACGGCUGGAUGUGGAGGGUCUCAGUGCCGCGCUGCAAGCCCUUCUGCGAGGCCAGUGCCGCUCAGCCUCGCAUUUUGCCCGGCUCUACCUGAACAUCGACACUUUGGAAACCACCGGCGCGGCAGGAGCGGCCCACGGGGAGGAUGUGGAGGCAGCCCUGCGGGAGUGCAUCUUCGAUCCAGCCGUCAAGGAGCCGAUGCGAGCGGAUGACUGCGUUUGGGAGCUGCCAAAGAAUGAGGUAUUGACAAAGUGCUGCCACCUCACAGUUCUCAGCGACAUCUACGCUUCCUUCGGCGAUGUUCAGAUGAAGCGCUACUUCGAGCGCCGCGGUGUGCCUGGUCAGCCCCACACUGCAGAGUGCUACCUGCGAAUGCGGUCCAACCUCAUGAACGCAGCGGAGGAGUUUGGCAAGGCUUGGCGCCGUGCCGAAGGGAACCCCGAGAUGGCGAUGGUGCCGUUGCCUUCGAUGGCGCAGCCUGGGGGCAAGAUCAGUGCUACUGAUUUCCUGGACCAAAUUUGGGAUGCGCUGAUCUUCAUCUACAAAGGCAUGUCCACGCUGGAGGGCCAGGAGCGCCAGGCGUUGAGGCCCUUCUCGCCGGUGGAGGCGAUCUUAGUGCCGCUGCCCGGCGCGGGCUCGAUGCUCGAGGUGGCGCGGUUCCACGACGGCGCUCUCUUCAGAAGGAUUUCAGUGUGCGAGUCGUUCUGGGAGGUGGCGCCGGACCUGGCGGACUCCGUGGCCGCGCUGUGGGCGCUCAGCGGCUUCUUCCCCCCCGAGCUGCGGCCGCUCUUCGUAGAGUGCUUCGGGGUGCGCGAGGUGGUGGAUGCCGCAGCCUUGAGAGAGGGGAUCCAAGCUCGCAUCAACCACGGCAAGCGGGGCGGCCAAUCCCGCGGGUCUGGGGGCUUUGGCUUUGUCGCCGGCGAUGGCAGAGGGCGCAUGGUGAAUGAGUUGGGCCUGCCAGAGGAACUGCUCCGCGCGCUGGGGGGCGAUACUGUCACAGAGGCCGAUGCGCUGGCGGCUGCGGAGGAGGCGUUGGCAUCUUUGCGCCGCAGGGGCAGGGGAGGCCAUAGCGGCAGCUCCGACGACGAGGCACUGGCUGGGGCCACGCGGGGCCGGAAAUCAGCUGCCAAUCGCUGGUCCGCGCCUCCCGCCUGGGGCGCCUGUGCUUUCGUCGCCGCACAGCAGCGCCGCCGGCGCCACAGCACCGCCGCGGCGGCGGCGGCGGUGGAGCAGUCGGCGCCGCCCGAGAUUUUCCGGAAGGACUACCAGGAGCCCAGCUGCUGGAUCCGCGAGGCCCGGCUCACGGUGCGCAUCUUCGAGCAGCGCACCGAGGUGCGAAGCCGCCUGCGCCUGGAGCGCGCGGAGCGGUCGGGCGAGGGCCUGGCGCUGGAUGGGGAGGAGCUGAGGCUAAAGCGGGUGGUCCUGGCAGGCCUGGAGCUAAAAGACGGCGAGGACUACAAUGUCACGGGGGAGAAGUUGGUGAUCUCUACUGUGGCUUUGGAUGCGGCGGAUGCGGUGGAGGAGGACAUUUGGCUUGAGACGGAGGUGGAAAUCAAGCCGGAGGAGAACACACAGCUGUCAGGCCUGUACUACAGCGGCAGCAUGUACUGCAGCCAAAUGGAGGCCCAGGGUUUCCGAAGGUUCACAUACUACUUGGACCGCCCGGACGUCAUGUCCAAAUUCACCUCCGUGCGCAUCGAGGCGGACGAGGAUAGGUGCCCCAUCCUGCUGAGCAACGGCAACCGCAUCGCCACGGGCAAGCUGCCGGAGGGCAGGCACUUCGCUGAAUGGUCGGAUCCCUUUGCGAAGCCCUGCUACCUUUUCGCAUUGGUGGCGGGGGACUUGGCAUCUAUCCAGGACAAGUUUGUAACUGCAUCAGGUCGCGAGGUGCAUUUGGAGGUCUUCGCCGCCAGGGAGGACAAGGACCAGCUCUGGCACGCCAUGCGGUCCUUGCAGCACGCCAUGCGCUGGGACGAGGAGCGCUUCGGCCUGGAGUACGACCUGGACAUAUACAACAUCGUGGCGGUGAGGGACUUCAACAUGGGAGCCAUGGAAAACAAGAGCCUGAACGUGUUCAACACCUCGCUGACGCUAGCACGGGAAGAUACCGCCACGGAUGACGACUACGAGAGUAUUGAAGGGGUCAUCGGGCACGAGUACUUCCACAACUGGACGGGCAAUCGGGUGACGUGCAGGGAUUGGUUCCAACUGACGCUGAAAGAAGGUCUCACGGUGUACAGAGAUCAGGAGUUCUCCUCAGACAUGGGCUCCCGAGCACGCAAGCGCAUUGAAGAUGUGCGCUUCCUGCGCUCAUACCAGUUCCCGGAGGACAGCGGGCCCAUGGCACACCCGAUCCGCCCGGAGAGGUGUGCCGCCAGAUUUCUUGCGGCCACAGUCUACGGGAAGGGAGCGGAGGUCAUCCGCAUGUAUGAGACUCUGCUGGGCCGCGAUGGCUUCAGAAAGGGCAUGGACCUUUACUUCCAGCGCCACGAUGGCACUGCAGUGACCUGCGAUGACUUCCGGGCCGCCAUGCAGGACGCCAAUGGCCGAGACCUCUCGCAGUUCGAGAGGUGGUACUCCCAGGCGGGCACGCCGGUGCUGAAGGCCGCAGACACCUGGGACCCGGAGCAGGGGAUCUACACCUUGACGCUGAAGCAGUCUGUCCCCGCCACUGCAGACGACAGCGGCACGCUGCCCAUGCCAAUCCCAGUCCGGCUUGGACUCCUGGACCGAGCCACGGGGAAAGAGCUCGUGCCAGACACGGUGCUUGAGCUUCUUGAGGAGGAGCACUCCUUUGAGCUCCCGGUGGCCGGCGAGGAGAAGCCGGUGCCGUCGCUGCUGCGGGGCUUCUCUGCGCCCGUGCAGCUGCAGUACGAUUACAGUGACAAGGACCUUGCUUUGCUUGCCGCCUUCGACACGGACUCCUUCAACCGCUGGGAGUCCAUGCAACGUCUGGGCACCAAAGCUGUGCUGGAUGCACUGGCGGUUUCAUGUUGA